This is a messenger RNA of Microthlaspi erraticum, 273 nucleotides long. The record is from the annotation of a GenBank genome assembly. Lineage: Eukaryota; Viridiplantae; Streptophyta; Magnoliopsida; Brassicales; Brassicaceae.
AUGUUCCAUGGAUUGCCAAGUGAAGACCCCAUUGACCACCUUGAUGAGUUUGAUAGGCUUUGUGAUUUGACAAAGAUCAAUGGUGUCUCUGAAGAUGCCAUCAAGCUGAGACUCUUUCCUAUUAGGGAUGUGAUUUCGGGUCAGCCCGACCCAUUUAGGCCCGUCCCGAAUAAACCCGACCCAUUUAGACCCGUUCCGUUUAGACCCUUUAAAUUUUUGAACCCGUUUGGGCCUGCUUGUUUAGGCCCGGCUAAAUUGUUCAAGCCCGUGUAG